AUGUCCAAUAUCCUUCGACCAAUCCGUCUACUACUUCUCGGAGCCCCGGGCUCUGGAAAGGGAACCCAAACUUCUCGAAUCCUUAAAGAUUUCCCGCAAAUCUCUGCAAUCUCAUCUGGUGAUCUUCUUAGACAACAAAUCAAGCUUGGAACACCUAUUGGCAAGGAAGCUGAAGCCAUUAUCAAAAAGGGUGAUCUUAUCCCAGAUGACUCCAUUGUAUCUCUAAUCAAGGAAGAACUCAACGCUAAAAACUUUCUUAACGCCUCCUCCAGCUGGCUGCUCGACGGCUUCCCACGUAACGCUACUCAGGCUCAUGUUCUUGAUAAGACACUAUCCUCUCAUGAUUCUAGCCUUAACCUUGUUGUCGAGUUAGAUGUCCCAGAAGAAGUCAUCCUCGACAGAAUAGAAAACAGAUGGGUCCAUAUACCCUCUGGUAGAGUCUAUAACCUCACUUUCAACCCUCCUAAAGUUCCUGGCAAAGAUGAUAUUACCGGUGAGCCUCUCAGCAAAAGACCCGAUGAUAACCCAGUCACUUUCAAAGAAAGAAUUGAUACUUAUAAGCAUCAAACUUUACCUCUUCUAGAAUACUACAACAAAUUUGGUAUUCUCAGAUCAGUCAAGGGCGAAACUUCGGACAUAAUAUAUCCUCAGCUUAAAGAACUUCUUCUUAAAGAGUUUUCCAAGCAAUAG
Messenger RNA from Magnusiomyces paraingens, 690 nucleotides. RefSeq lists its product as uncharacterized. Bases 1 to 690 code for a protein of 229 amino acids. Gene Ontology annotation, biological process: nucleobase-containing compound metabolic process. Gene Ontology annotation, cellular component: mitochondrion; cytoplasm. The transcript has 2 exons. The record is from RefSeq and is a predicted model, not a curated record. Gene Ontology annotation, molecular function: AMP kinase activity; ATP binding. Lineage: Eukaryota; Fungi; Ascomycota; Dipodascomycetes; Dipodascales; Dipodascaceae.